Molecule: messenger RNA, 1068 nt
Organism: Penicillium odoratum
Lineage: Eukaryota; Fungi; Ascomycota; Eurotiomycetes; Eurotiales; Aspergillaceae
Exons: 2
Coding region: 1-1068 (355 amino acids)
Biological process (GO): mitochondrial respiratory chain complex I assembly
Cellular component (GO): mitochondrion
Molecular function (GO): S-adenosylmethionine-dependent methyltransferase activity
Source: RefSeq, a predicted model, not a curated record
AUGUUUUCUCUUCACACCAUCCGCUCCGGUCUUCCGCGAAGAUGUCUCGCCGCAAGCUCCGUGCGGACGUACGCUAACCAGACUCCCGGUAAUCCCAUGCUGGAGAUAUUCAAUCGCAAAACAAAGCACCUACAGAAGGACCGAGCUGCUCGAAAUGUCGAGGAGAGUCGGAAAGUCGACUACCUGAAAGAUGAAGUGGCAAGGCGGUUAUGCGAACGGUUGUUGGACAUUAAACGCGACUUUCCCAAUGUGCUUGAUCUCGGCGCAAAUAGCUGCAACAUUGCUAGAGCGCUGACGACUCCGGACCUCGAUAUGGCCUCGCCGGAGGGCGUCUCGACACCAUCGUUGACGCAGAAGAUCCCUAAUCUUACAUGCGUGGAGACAUCGCGGGCUUUGCUACACCGAGAUGAGGAGCUUCCUUUCAAUAAAGAACUCAAUAUCACUCGCGACGUGAUUCCGGAUCUGGAGUCAUUGCCCUACCCGCCUAACUCGUUUGAUGCUGUGCUCUCGUCACUGUCGAUGCAUUGGAUCAAUGAUUUGCCGGGGUUGCUUAACCAAGUCAACACAAUCCUCAAGCCGGAUUGUCCUUUCAUUGGUGCUAUGUUUGGUGGUGAUACGCUGUUCGAGCUCCGAGGGUCGAUGCAGCUGGCUGAUCUGGAACGGCGCGGCGGAGUCAGUCCACAUGUUUCGCCGCUCGCGGAUGUCAAGGAUGUGGGAAGUCUGCUUACUCGCGCUGGGUUCAAAAUGCUCACGGUCGACGUGGAAGAUAUCGUGGUUGAGUUCCCGGAUACAUUCGCUCUCAUGCAAGAUCUACAGGCUAUGGGUGAAAGCAAUGCUAUCAUGCACCGGGAGGCUGGUCCUUUGUCUCGCGAUGUCUUGCUGGCCAACGAGGCCAUCUACCGGACUCUGCAUAUGGAGGACGAUGCACCCGGUAUCCCUGCGACAUUCCGGAUGAUUUACAUGAUCGGUUGGAAGGAGGGCGAGAACCAGCCGCAGCCAUUGCAGCGCGGUAGUGGUGAUGUCAAUCUCAAGGAUAUCUUGGGCGGAGGUGAUUUCUCAAGACCUUGA